CAAAACAACCUCACCCCCUUUUCUCAUUACCUUCCUGGCUUCCUUGCACCUUCUCCACUCCUCUCUUCAAUAUAUAUAUUCAACAACCAUCGCAUAUACCUCUUGCAAACACAAACAUGGAAGUAUUCGAUUUCAACCAUGCAAGGAUUUUGCCUUCUCUCAGCGCUCCUUCCUCGCCCAAGCGAUUUGGCCAAUUUUACUACCUAAGUGCCCCCUCAAGCCCGUCAAGGUUUCUAACGGAAUUCUCAGCCUCAGCUGAGGCUGAGGCUGAGGCUGAGGCUGAGGCUGAGGCUGAGGCUCACGAGGGGUUCGCGUUUUCUGUUAGCGAGGAAUCGGAUAACCCCUCUCGUUCCGCGGAAGAGCUUUUCCACGCUGGCAAGAUCAAGCCGCUGCUCCAAGAGGAGGAGGAGGAGGAGGACUCCGUUAGAAGCCCACUUUUGUUGGGGUCGGGGUCGGGGGCCCAGCCCAUGGCCCAAGGGAAGAAGAAAGAGGAAGAGAGAAGAGGGAGGGAUAGGGAUAGGGAUAGGGAUGGUUGUUUAUCAAACUCGGGUCGCAGAGGCGCACGCUCGCUCUCUCCUUACAGAGUUUCUGACCACACGUGGGAAGAAGAAGCCACUAAAGAGGAGCAGAAACCGCAUCCCAACACUUCCAAGACUUCCAGGAAAUGGAAACUCUCCGACUUUUUGUUGUUCCGCAGCGCCUCCGAAGGGAGAGGCUCCACCAAGGACCCCUUGAGGAAGUUCGUUUUCUACAAAAAGCCCGGAGACCCCAAAACCUCCAACCCAAGCCCAAGCCCAAAGACGAGGCGAAAGGAACCCCUCUCUGCACAUGAAUUGCACUACGCCAGGAAGAAAGCGGAAUCGGAGGAUCUGAAGAAAAAAACGUUUUUGCCAUACAAACAGGGGAUUUUGGGCAGGUUGGCCGGCUUCGGAACAAGAUGAAUAUGAUUGAUGACGCCAUUGUAAACACCACUGUCAAUCCAUCAACUCCUUUUUUCUUUGCCUCAACAAAUUCUAUUCUUUUCUUCAAUUUUUUAAUAUAUCUUUUUUUUUUUCUUAGCUGAAAUCAUGGCGUAAAUUUCUCAGAGUCAAAAUUUCAGUGACAUUCUGUGUAACGUGUUCUCUGACGAUUAUUAUGUAUUAUUGAAAUCACGUUGAGUCUCAGACAAUAACAUGUACUGCUACAGAUGAAGACAAAUCGAUAUGCGUAUGGAUGGGCCUAUUGACAUUACGUUCUACCCAAUUCAA
Molecule: messenger RNA, 1247 nt
Organism: Cajanus cajan (pigeon pea)
Lineage: Eukaryota; Viridiplantae; Streptophyta; Magnoliopsida; Fabales; Fabaceae
Gene: AR781
Product: DUF1645-domain containing protein
Source: RefSeq, a predicted model, not a curated record